Striga asiatica is the source of this 948-nucleotide messenger RNA. Lineage: Eukaryota; Viridiplantae; Streptophyta; Magnoliopsida; Lamiales; Orobanchaceae. The record is from the annotation of a GenBank genome assembly.
CACAAAAAAAAAAAAAUCUCGAAGUAAAUAUAUUUGUGCAAAUAGAAAAUAAAAAUAAAGAAAAUCAACCCGAGGGAUAAAGCAAAGGCAGUUUCUCUCUUUUACAGACCAACACAAAAACCCACACACAGAUAAUCGAAAAAGCGAACGCAGGUGAAAACUAGCGACCAAAAAUGGCAGGAAUUUCUCAGGACUGGGAGCCGGUGGUGAUCCGUAAGAAAGCGCCCACCGCUGCCGCUAGGAAAGAUGAGAAAGCCGUCAACGCCGCCCGCCGUGCCGGGGCCGAGAUCGAGACCGUCAGGAAGUCUGCUGCGGGGACAAACAAAGCUGCUUCAAGCAGCACUUCUUUGAACACUAGGAAGCUUGAUGAAGACACUGAAAAUCUUGCUCAUGAGAAGGUCCCAACUGAGCUGAAGAAGGCCAUAAUGCAGGCUCGGAUGGAUAAGAAACUCACACAAGCUCAACUUGCUCAGUUGAUAAACGAGAAACCCCAGAUCAUACAGGAGUACGAAUCUGGGAAAGCUAUCCCCAACCAGCAGAUCAUUUCCAAACUGGAGAGGGCUCUCGGUGUGAAACUGCGUGGAAAGAAAUAAAUAAUUAAAAAAAAAUAGUUAAAUGAGGAAAGUGAAUCCUUUUCAUUGCCCUUCUGAGUUCUAAAAUGUGGUGAUGUACAUGAAAUCUUUGGUGUUUGUCCGUUUUUCUUCUGUUCACUCUUAUCGCUCGUGCACCGCUACUAUAAAGAGUGGUUUGGCUUUCCUUGUGAACUGUGGUGUGUUCUGUUGCUGGAAAUAGUAGAAAUUUGAGAGCAUUGGUACUAUACUACUAUGAAUCCUUUUAAUGAGUUGAAAGCAGCAAAUGAGUAUACUCAGAUCGCUGAGUUUUGUGAUAUUUGGUUUGUGUUUCUGCGCGCCCCUCCAGUGCGCAUUCUUAAUGGAGAUCGGUGCUUCU